Messenger RNA from Colletotrichum spaethianum, 1542 nucleotides. RefSeq lists its product as uncharacterized. The record is from RefSeq and is a predicted model, not a curated record. NCBI's taxonomy places the organism in Eukaryota, Fungi, Ascomycota, Sordariomycetes, Glomerellales, Glomerellaceae. The transcript has 2 exons. Bases 1 to 1542 code for a protein of 513 amino acids.
AUGCCGAAGCAAAGGGCCAUCCGAAAGACCUCGGGGCAGUGGGCCGAUCUCAAACCGCAAAUUUGUCACUUGUAUGCCACCAAGAAACUUGAAGAUGUGAUCAGCCAUUUGGGAGAGCAGCAAAAGUUUGUCGUCACACUAGGUAAAUGGGGCUGCAAAAAGUACAACAAGGGAGACGAAGAGGAAGAGGAUGGAGAUAUGGAUGGCUCGCCGGAGAGCUACGAAGAAGAUGAUGCAGAUGAUAUUACCGACAACGAGGAAUUCCCUGUGGCCGACGUCCAGGUAACCCUCGAUAUCCAAAGAGCCAACGUGCUUUGCGCCGUCUCCGACGGCGGGAGCGCCUGGAGGACAUAUUGUGCCGCAGCCGACUUUGACGACGUGAAAAGCCUGGUUGCUCUCGCCCGGUCCGCAGAGACACUAAAACAAUGCCAGAUGACCUUAGAGAUUCUUAAGCAGCGCGUCUCGCAGCCCUCCGACGCUGUUACAACUUCCUGGUGUCAUCUCCUGUACUUCCAUGUUUGCGAAGCCAUGAGCUACGGAACCGGCCAGAACGAGCUGGCAGAGAUGGAGGAGCACACCAAGGAAAGCAUCAGUGCCGUCGUUUCGUCAAUCAUUGCUGGUGAUGGCAGCCCCGACGGCAGGCCCAACUUUCUCUUCAGGGAGUCUGGAUCGCUCGACAUGAUCGCUCUCGCCAUCCUGGACUCCAUCUACGAAGAAAGAUUCCUCCUCCCCGACAACGCCGCGGAUGACCACUCCCUCGAGACUCUCCUUUGGCAAACUGAUGAAUGGGUCCUCUCAGGUGACCGCGGCCAGGCAAGCCUGUCCCCGCCCAUCCUAUUGCUGAAGCAGUGCGCGCAGUGGUGCCAGGAGCAGCUAUUCGACGUCUCGGAGAAGCUCAUCGGGAACGGCCUCGAAGGCGCCUUCAGGCCCAAUCUACGAGUCUCCGCCCGCGAGGACCAGCGGCUCUGGAGAGACCAUACCGAGGUGUUUGGCACGCUCUGGAGCCGGCUGGCGGUGCAGGGGCGGUACGAUGGCGCGAUAGGCCCCGAGUGGAGCCGGGCCUGUGUCCGGAGUCUAGGGGUCUCUUACGAGGAGCUGCUGUCGUGUAUGUGCUGGGUCAUAUUGAGGUUCGAUGCUACUAGCCGAGCCGUCUCGGGAGGCGACUUCAGCAUCUGGGGGAAAGCACGGGAAGCUGGAGGAGAUGGUGGCUGCGACGCGAGAGAGCUCUUCGAGCGGGCCGAGAUCGCGGCGCGGGGGGUCACUGGAUGGGGUUCGGGGGACCUAUGGAAGGCGUUCCUUUUCGCGUUCAGGAGCGUCAACAGCGUCACGGUCACGGAUGGGGAAAGGGGGGACGUUGAGCUGCGUGAGCAGGUUGGAGAGUUCAAGGACGCGUUGAUGACGGAGUUUAGGGCGUUUGUCGACAUGACCCUCGGGACAUUCGACGACGGAGUGGGAGAGGACGAGCUUGCUUCUGGGGCGCAGAUGAUGUUGGGGAUGGGCCCGAUUUUGCCUGACGGUCUGGGGGACGGGUAUAUCUUUUGA